GCGCCUAAAGCAUUUUCCCAGACUCUCUCACACCGAAACGUAGAGAAACUCGCGAGUUGGCCCCACGUGUCAUCCUCACGACCGUGUCCAACCCAGGGACCCAAACCGACCGACCUCCCACCACAUCCCCCGUUCCGCCGCCUCCGCUUCCGCAUCGCGCCGCCCCGGCCACGACCUUCUCCCGCCGUCCUGGAACCGGGCGAUGGCCGCGUCGUCGUCGUCGUCCCGUCCCCUGCUCCGCCGCGUCGCGGCCCUCCUCGGCGGCCGCGUGCGCGCCAGCCACCGCCUUCUCUCCUCCUCGCCGUCCUCCUCCUCCGCCGCCGCCGCAGCAACCGAGAGGGCGUCGCCGCCGUCGCCCGCAGACCCGGAUACCGUGCACAUGACGGAUGGCUGCAUCCGAAGAUUAAAAGAAUUACAUGCUAAAGAACCACCUUCUGAAGGUAAGAUGCUGCGAUUAAGUGUUGAAGCUGGUGGAUGUUCUGGAUUCCAAUAUUCUUUCUCUCUUGAUGACAAGAAAAACUCAGAUGAUCGGAUCUUUGAGAAAGAAGGUGUUAAAUUGGUUGUGGACGAUGUCUCAUAUGACUUUGUGAAAGGUGCCACUGUGGAUUAUGAGGAAGAACUUAUACGCUCCGCAUUCGUGGUAUCAACAAAUCCUAGUGCAGUUGGGGGCUGCAGUUGCAAGAGUUCUUUUAUGGUCAAUUAGUUUCAGCUUUAGUAGCUUGAUGAGAUAGGUAAUAUGUGAUAGCAUUCUGUAUUGAAAUAUACUUCAUUGAUACAUGUGUACAAUUUGGUAUAUUUGGUGGUUCCAAAGAUGUUAUUUCUACUGCUUCUACCUUGUGAUCCUUGUGAUUACAAGUUAUGUAUACUGAAUCAUUUGGCCUUCAGUAUUUAUUUGUAUGUUGCUUCUUUCAAAGUGCUAAAUAAGAUGCAAUCUUUUGUAACAUUGAUAUGAGUGUAUAUAUGUCAGAAUUUUCUCA
Molecule: messenger RNA, 977 nt
Organism: Oryza sativa Japonica Group (Japanese rice)
Lineage: Eukaryota; Viridiplantae; Streptophyta; Magnoliopsida; Poales; Poaceae
Product: iron-sulfur assembly protein IscA-like 2, mitochondrial
Biological process (GO): iron-sulfur cluster assembly
Cellular component (GO): mitochondrion
Molecular function (GO): 4 iron, 4 sulfur cluster binding; 2 iron, 2 sulfur cluster binding; iron ion binding
Source: RefSeq, a predicted model, not a curated record